AUGGCGGCAGCGCUGCCCGUCAGGGCAUCUGUGCCCGCGGCAGGACAAGCAGUGAAGCAGCACGCGACGUGGAGCCCGUAUGACGACAACGGCGGCACCGUGGUGGCGGUGGCGGGCGACGACUACUGCGUCGUCGCUGCCAGCACCCGCAUGUCCACAGGCUACUCCAUCCUGACGCGCAACAAGUCCAAAAUCCUGCAGCUGAACCCCAAGUGCGUGAUCGCCAGCGCGGGCAUGCAGGCGGACCAGGAGACGCUGCACAAGGUGCUGCACAGCCGGCACGUGACGUACCAGUUCAACCACCGCAAGCCCAUGGCCUGCCCCGCCAUGGCCCAGCUGCUCUCCAACACCCUCUACUACAAGCGCUUCUUCCCGUACUACACCUUCAACCUGUGCGCGGGCCUGGACGACGAGGGCCGCGGCGCCGUGUACACGUAUGAUGCCAUCGGCUCGUAUGAGCGUGUGGGCUACGGCUGCCAGGGCAACGGCAAGGAGCUGGUGCAGCCGGUGCUGGACAACCAGCUCAAGGCGGCAUCCCCGCUGGCGCUGCCGCCGCAGCAAUGGCUGAGCUCGCUGCCGCUGGAGCAGGCGGUAGACCUGGUGAAGGGCGCGUUUGUGUCGGCGGGGGAGCGUGACAUCUACACAGGCGACGACGUGGAGAUCCUGAUCAUCACCAAGGACUGCAUCAAGACCGACCGCCUGGAGCUGAAGCGCGACUGA
This is a messenger RNA of Chlorella variabilis, 720 nucleotides long. RefSeq lists its product as hypothetical. The record is from RefSeq and is a predicted model, not a curated record. The coding region runs from base 1 to 720 and encodes 239 amino acids. Gene Ontology annotation, cellular component: proteasome core complex. The transcript has 7 exons. NCBI's taxonomy places the organism in Eukaryota, Viridiplantae, Chlorophyta, Trebouxiophyceae, Chlorellales, Chlorellaceae.